GUGGUGUUUGUCACUCUCCGGCCUCCGCACUUGCUAGUAGUGUUGCCCACACCUUGUAAUCACGAUUUUCGUUGUCUCGUGCUUUACUUUCUGGAUUUUGUAAGUGGAUUAGUUGGUUCUAUCUGAAAAUGUUCGGCGGCUCAGCUCCUAUUUUAGUGUUAAGUCAAAACACCAAAAGAGAUUCUGGGAGGAAGGUGCAGGUGGAAAAUAUAGCUGCUGGAAAGGCCAUAGCGGAUGUGAUACGGACAUGUCUGGGACCCCAGGCCAUGCUCAAGAUGCUGAUGGACCCUAUGGGGGGCAUCGUGAUGACCAACGACGGCAAUGCCAUCCUGCGGGAGAUCACUGUCCAGCACCCAGCGGCCAAGUCCAUGAUUGAAAUUGCCAGGACCCAAGACGAAGAGGUUGGAGACGGCACAACGUCAGUGAUUGUAUUGGCAGGCGAGAUGCUCGGAGUAGCUGAGCAGUUCCUAGAGCAGAACCUGCACCCCACUGUCGUAAUCAAGGCGUAUCGGCAGGCACUGGAAGAUAUGGUGACACUACUGCAGGACAAUAUCAGUACUCCUCUGGAUGUAACUGACAAGGAACGGCUGACCGAGGUAGUCAAGUCAUGUGUUGGCACUAAGUUUAUCGGACGCUGGGCAGACAUGGCGUGUAAGAUUGCCCUGGAGGCCGUCCAGACUGUGAUGCUGGAAGAGAACGGGCGGAAGGAGAUUGACAUCAAGAGAUACGCUCGAGUCGAAAAGAUCCCCGGAGGAAGUAUUGAAGACUCCUAUGUCCUCAAUGGUGUCAUGAUCAACAAGGACGUUACCCAUCCGAAGAUGCGGCGGGUGAUCAAGAACCCUCGGAUUGUGUUGUUGGACUGUACAUUAGAAUACAAGAAGGGUGAGAGUCAGACAAAUGUGGAAAUUAUGAAUGAAACUGACUUCACAAGGAUACUACAAUUGGAAGAGGAAUACAUAGAGAAAGUAUGUGCGGACAUCAUCGCACUCAAACCUGAUGUUGUUUUCACAGAGAAGGGAGUUUCUGAUCUCGCUCAACAUUAUCUUGUUAAGGCAAACAUUUCUGCUGUGCGCCGGGUACGGAAGUCCGACAACAAUCGUAUUGCUCGAGCCUGCGGUGCCACAAUUGUCAACAGAACAGAGGAGCUUAAGGAAGAUGAUGUGGGCACUGGGGCAGGUCUCUUUGAAAUCAAGAAGGUCGGGGACGAGUACUUCUGCUUCAUCACGGAGUGCAAGGACCCGAAGGCAUGUACAAUCAUGCUGCGAGGGGCCAGCAAGGACGUACUCAACGAGACUGAGCGCAAUCUGCAGGAUGCUCUUCAUGUGGCCAGGAACAUCAUGCUGCAGCCCAGGCUGGUUCCAGGCGGUGGAGCAGUGGAGAUGGCAGUGUCUAAGGCACUACUAGAGAAAGGAAAGAGUGUGGAGGGAGUGGCACAGUGGCCGUACCGUGCUGUGGCGCAGGCUCUGGAAGUGAUCCCACGUACACUUGCGCAGAACUGUGGCGGCGCGAACACAAUCCGUACUCUUACAGCACUCAGGGCGAAGCAUGCCACAGGUGGAACUAGUUGGGGCAUCAACGGAGAGACUGGAGCAAUCGUAGACAUGAAGGAGUUGGGCAUCUGGGAGCCCCUGGCCGUCAAGUUGCAGAUCUAUAAGACUGCAGUGGAGACUGCCAUCCUUCUGCUGAGAAUCGAUGAUAUCGUCUCUGGUUCAAAGAAGAAAGACCGAGAUGGAGAACAGAAGACAGCUCAGCCCACAGAGGAGUCAAUGAAAGAAUAGAAUCAGUAUUCCCCGCCUUUUGAAACUAAUUUAUAAUUUUCCUUAAUCGUAACACCUGUGAUCUUUUAAUUAAUCUAAUCUGUGCGUACUAAUUUUUUACUUCCAUAAUAUGGCAUUUAUUUUUUUGUUUUUACUAUAGGUAAGUUCCUGGUGAAAUUUGUCCAGAUUGUUUUUUAUUGAGUUGUUCCUGGACAAAUCUUGUCCAACUUCCUCGUUUCUCUGUUUCCACAAGCACAAUGAGGCAACACUUAUGGUUAUCCUAACCAUGAUAAUAGAAAGGCUGAAAUGAUUUUGUAAUUGAGUAUUGUAUUAAAAUUACACUAUAAGUGCCUA
This is a messenger RNA of Homalodisca vitripennis (glassy-winged sharpshooter), 2111 nucleotides long. Its product is annotated as T-complex protein 1 subunit gamma-like. The record is from RefSeq and is a predicted model, not a curated record. Gene Ontology annotation, biological process: protein folding. The transcript is spliced from 12 exons. The coding region runs from base 129 to 1778 and encodes 549 amino acids. Lineage: Eukaryota; Metazoa; Arthropoda; Insecta; Hemiptera; Cicadellidae. Gene Ontology annotation, molecular function: ATP binding; ATP-dependent protein folding chaperone; ATP hydrolysis activity. Gene Ontology annotation, cellular component: chaperonin-containing T-complex.